ACAGCCAUGGCUAAAUCUCCAAGCUUCCACAGAUUCUCCUUCUUCCUUCUCCUAUCUCUCGCGUCGGCAGCUUCCGACGAGUCUCCGGCCGGCGUCGCACCUCCCGAAUGCGGCUCGGAGUCAUCGGCCGGUGGCUGCCACGACAAGGCCAUUGCGUUGAAGCUGAAGCUGGUGGCCGUGGCCUCCAUUCUCGCCGCAAGCAUGAUCGGAAUUUGCCUGCCGCUGUUCUCGCGCGCCGUGCCGGCGCUAAAACCGGACCGCAAUUUGUUCGUUCUGGUGAAGGCGUUCGCGUCCGGCGUCAUACUCGCCACCGGGUACAUGCACGUGCUGCCGGAUUCUUUCGACUGCCUGACGUCUGCGUGCUUACCGGAGAAUCCAUGGAGGAAGUUUCCGUUUACUACGUUCGUGGCAAUGGUUUCCGCCAUCGGGACUCUGAUGGUGGAUUCGUUCGCGUUGAGUUUUUAUAAGAAGCGUUGCUCUAAGGUUAUGAUGGCGAAGCGGGUUACGGAUGGGUCCGUGGAGAUGCAGAAUUUGGGGCACGGCCAUGGACAGGGCUUUGAUGGGCUUGAGGAGACUUCGUCGCAACUGCUCCGAUACCGUGUCGUCGCUCAGGUGCUAGAACUGGGAAUUGUGGUGCACUCGGUGGUAAUUGGUCUGUCCAUGGGGGCGUCCGAUAAUCCAUGCACCAUCAGACCGCUGGUCGCAGCCAUUUGCUUCCACCAACUGUUUGAAGGAAUGGGGCUCGGAGGAUGUAUACUUCAGGCCGAAUAUGGGACUUAUGUGAACGCGACGAUGGUGUUCUUCUUCUCGGUCACCACACCGCUUGGGAUUGGCCUGGGGAUUGGCUUGUCAAGUGUGUAUAGCGACAACAGCCCAACAGCUCUGAUAGUGGUGGGAAUUCUGAAUGCAUCAUCCGCGGGGCUACUGAACUAUAUGGCAUUGGUGGAUCUUCUUGGAGCCGAAUUUAUGGGGCCUAAGCUGCAGGGAAGCAUGAAGCUUCAAGUGUAUGCUUAUAUUGCAGUUCUAUUAGGAGCAGGAGGCAUGUCUUUGAUGGCAAAGUGGGCCUAGUUUAUCCUCCAACAGGGUGCCCUUAUACAUAUAGCUGGCAUUUCUUUCUGUCUAGCUAGGAAUUUCUUUCUUGUUUUGCAAUGAAGCAAAUCUUUUUGAUCCAGCCUAUUUUGAGGGGAGAGCUGAAUUUUUGUUUCUAUAUAUCUUUCAUCCAUUUGAUCUCUCGUUUAGG
This is a messenger RNA of Diospyros lotus (date-plum), 1240 nucleotides long. RefSeq names its product fe(2+) transport protein 1-like. NCBI's taxonomy places the organism in Eukaryota, Viridiplantae, Streptophyta, Magnoliopsida, Ericales, Ebenaceae. The record is from RefSeq and is a predicted model, not a curated record. Gene Ontology annotation, biological process: zinc ion transmembrane transport. Gene Ontology annotation, molecular function: zinc ion transmembrane transporter activity. Gene Ontology annotation, cellular component: plasma membrane. The transcript is spliced from 3 exons. Bases 7 to 1068 code for a protein of 353 amino acids.